Messenger RNA from Lasiosphaeria miniovina, 511 nucleotides. RefSeq lists its product as uncharacterized. The record is from RefSeq and is a predicted model, not a curated record. Lineage: Eukaryota; Fungi; Ascomycota; Sordariomycetes; Sordariales; Lasiosphaeriaceae. Bases 93 to 404 code for a protein of 103 amino acids. The transcript is spliced from 2 exons.
GUUAAUGCUUGGCAGAGCGAUGGAUGACAACCCGUAGGAUGAAGGGAUGGAAGAAGUCAGUCAGUUAGUCAGCGGAGAAGAGGCCGUCGGCAAUGCGAAAGAAAGCUUCGUGGGGAAAGACAAGAGGAGCGAGUCUAUUCUAUGGGAUGAUGACUUUGAACUUUAUGGAUCCUUGCAUUAUCACAGGAUGGCAAGGUCUUUUUUGCCAUUUUACUCUCUCGGUAUUUUGUACGCCUGUGUUGGGGCUGGGCAUUGGGCUGAUAACUGGCAUUAGCGGAAAAAGGCGGGACGGCAUUUUGGGUUGCUUGGGUGUGUAUGGUUUCGUCCGAACAAGGCAUUGUCCAGAUCAUAAAAUUGAAUUCGUCUCGUGUGUUUCUGGUCUCCAGCUUCCAGCCAGACUAUGAGUGUAUGUGAUCUGAUCCGGAAAGAGACGAGAUUGAUUGUGUGGUAACAGGAUGUCUGUAUAGAUGUGUAAAUGCGUAGCUAGCUAGCUAAAUCCAGAGCGUCUGUC